Messenger RNA from Drosophila busckii, 1276 nucleotides. RefSeq names its product phosphatidylinositol transfer protein beta isoform (gene vib). Gene Ontology annotation, molecular function: phosphatidylinositol transfer activity; phosphatidylinositol binding; phosphatidylcholine intramembrane carrier activity. The record is from RefSeq and is a predicted model, not a curated record. The transcript has 8 exons. The coding region runs from base 315 to 1136 and encodes 273 amino acids. Gene Ontology annotation, cellular component: cytoplasm. Lineage: Eukaryota; Metazoa; Arthropoda; Insecta; Diptera; Drosophilidae. Gene Ontology annotation, biological process: phospholipid transport.
AUUUGUUUCAAAGAAAAGUUUGGCGCAUUUUUUUAGCAAUUGUCAUUGAAAAUACAUAUGUGCAUACGCUGUGUGUACGUGUGAAUAAAAGUGAAUUUGCUUCGCGUACGCGUGUGUGAAGGUUGCAUUUAAAAUACUACAUAUCUAAAUCAAAAUUUUCCCCUUUAUCUCUCUUCGUCGGUCUCUCUCGCACGUUACGUUGUGUGCUCGUGUGUGUGUGUGUGUGUCGGUGUUGUUGCCGCCGCCGCCUCCACCGCUGCCUGACAAACAGACAUUCGUAAAGAGGAAACGCAGCAACAAAACAUUUGGACAAAAUGCAGAUCAAGGAAUUCCGCGUGACUUUGCCAUUAACCGUGGAAGAGUAUCAAGUAGCACAAUUAUUUGCGGUGGCAGAAGCGUCAAAGGAAAACACGGGCGGUGGCGAGGGCAUUGAGGUUUUAAAAAACGAGCCCUUCACCAAUUUUCCCUUGUUGGGCGGCAAGUACACUUCCGGUCAGUAUACAUAUAAGAUCUAUCAUCUGCAAUCAAAAGUACCAGCGUAUAUAAGGUUAUUGGCCCCCAAGGGCUCGUUGGAGAUACAUGAGGAGGCAUGGAAUGCUUAUCCUUAUUGUCGCACGAUUAUAACGAACCCUCGCUAUAUGAAAGAAAAAUUUGUGCUCUAUGUGGACUCAAUGCAUUUUGAAGAUGACAUUGGCGAGAUAGAUAAUGUGCAUGAACUGACGCCCGAUAAGCUGAAAGUACGUGAAGUUGUUCACGUCGACAUUGCCAACGAUCCGGUGCUGCCUGCGGAUUACAAGCCCGAAGAGGAUCCUACCACAUAUGUGUCAAAGAAAACUGGCCGUGGACCUCUGACGGGCGCCGACUGGAAGAAACGCGUCGAACCUGUGAUGACAUGCUAUAAACUGGUCACAUGCGAGUUCAAAUGGUUUGGCCUGCAGACAAGGGUAGAAAACUUUAUACAGAAAUCGGAACGACGCCUCUUCACAAACUUCCAUCGUCAAGUUUUCUGUUCAACUGAUCGCUGGUACGGUCUAACAAUGGAGGAUAUUCGUGCUAUUGAGGAUAAGGUUAAGGACGAGCUGGAUAAGGCACGCCAGACCGGCGAGGUGCGAGGCAUGCGGGCGGAUGGUGAUUAAAUAAUAAUGUGCUAGACAAAGUUUUUAUUAAACAUAUUUACAAUGUAAAAAAAAAAACAAACAAAACAAUAUGCAAAAUUAUGAUAACUGAAGCAAGCGAAUGAUAGAAUGCAUCAAUAAAUACAAAAUUACUAUCUAAA